Molecule: messenger RNA, 4704 nt
Organism: Strongyloides ratti
Lineage: Eukaryota; Metazoa; Nematoda; Chromadorea; Rhabditida; Strongyloididae
Product: Unconventional myosin-XV
Exons: 3
Coding region: 1-4704 (1567 amino acids)
Cellular component (GO): cytoskeleton; myosin complex
Molecular function (GO): cytoskeletal motor activity; ATP binding; protein binding
Source: RefSeq, a predicted model, not a curated record
AUGUUAAAAAUUGAUAAACAAAAUCAACUUAUUUCUCUGUUAAAAGAAACUUAUAACAACAAUGAAAAUUAUAUUUUACAAAGUAAUUUUUUAUAUUAUUUAAAAACACAAAAUUUAAGUAAGAAGAAUCAUAAUUUACAAAUAAAUUUAUAUGAUAAAGAAAACUGUGUAACAAAUUUACCUCCUCAUAUUUAUGAUAUUGCAAAAACUGCAUUGAUAAGAACAUUUAUUAUGAAUAAAAAUGUUUCUAUAAUUUUUAAUGGUGGUUCACAAAGUGGCAAAACUUAUAAUUUAUAUAAAUGUCUUGAAUAUUUUGCAAAAUCUUCAUUCAAUAAAAAUAAAAAUUUUAAUUGUGAUAUAAUUGAUAGUAUCAAUGUUAUGGUAAAAAAUUUAUGUUGUAUUGAUGAUAUCACAGAAAUUCCUUUAUUAUAUAAAGUUAAUGUCUCCAUAAAUAAGAUAAAUGGAAUUGAAUUUAACAGAAUAUUUUCAAAUGGAUAUAAUAAAUUAAUAUGUUUUAAUAGAAAUACAAAAAAUUUUAAUAUAUUUUAUACUGUUUUUUAUGGUAUAGAAGAAAAUAAUAGAGAAAAAUUUGGUUUACAAAAUAGAAAUUUUUUCCUUUUAAAUGAAAUAAAGUUGAACAAUGAAGAAAAAGAAUAUUGCAAAAAUCAAUUUAAUAAAUUAAAAUAUUGUAUGAUUAAAAUAUUAGGUUUUACUGAAGAACAUUUCGAAACAUUUUUAUGUGUUAUUUGUGCUAUUCUUAAUAUUGGAAAUAUUUCAUUUUAUGUUGAUACAAAUUCUAAUGAUAAAAUUGUUAAAAUUUUACAAAAGCCUGAACUUUUAAAAAUAUCAACAUUAUUAGAAAUACCAAAUAUAGUGAUACUUAAUAUUUUUCAUUAUAAAAAUUAUGAUAAUAGCAUUGAGAAGGCUUUACAUUUACGUGAUCAAUUAAUUGAAAUGUUAUAUACAAAGUUAAUUGACUGGGUCUUAAUGAGAAUUCAAAAUAUUUAUGAAAAUAAAGGUGAUUCAAGUAUAUAUUUAUUUGAUUAUAAAGGUUAUACAUCAUCUAAUUAUAAUGAAUAUGAUGAAUUUUGUACAAAUAUAACAAAUGAAAUACAUAUGAAUUUAUUUUUAUCAAAAUAUAUAGGAUAUUACUUGAAUAAUGGUAAAAUAGAAAAAAAUAUUACUUUGACUAAAAAAACAAAUGAAAGUUGUUUACAUCUUUUGAUAAAUGGUAAAAAAAAUUUAUUAGGCACACUUAAUGAUGAAUGUGUUUUUCCAUUAACAUCAACGUCAACAUUAAUUAAGAAAUUUGAUUUAAAUUUUAUUGAUCAAAAUUGUUAUUUAAAUUCUAGAUCAAAUAAAUCACUAGAAUUUGGAAUAAAACAUUUUUUUGGAGUACAAUAUUAUAAUGUAUCAGAUUUUUUACUUCAAAAUAGAAGAAUAAAUUUCAAUGGAAUUGAGGAAAGCUUUUUAAAAUCACAAAAUUCUACAAUUAUAUCUAUGUUUGGUGUUAAAAAUGCUGACAAAGAAGAACGUUUUCAUAGCAAAUUUAUGGCAACAGAAGUAGUUAAUUCAUUAAAUAAAGAUGUUAUUUCUAAGUUAACACAUACAGAGAUGAUUUUUGUAUGCUGUUUAAAAACAUCAUUACAAAAAAAUUCAGUUGAAUUUGAUUCAAAUUUAAUCACAAAACAAUUAAAAUCUCAAGGUUUACUUGAUUUAUUAAAACUUGAAACAAACAAUUUUAAUCAUAAAUACAAUAUAUCACAAUUUUUAAAACUUUUUCAUAUUUUAAUACCUAUUAAUUGUAUUGAAAAGGAUAAUGAUAUUCAAAAUAUAAUGACUAUUUUAAAUAAUCAACAUAUUAAAUUUAGAAAUGAUUAUAUAAUAUUAGAUAAAAAAGUUUAUCUAACUGAAAAUUUAGCCAAAAAUAUUGAAUGGAAAACAUAUGAACAUAAACUUAAAUGUAUAAUAAAAAUUCAAGCAUUAUUUAGAAGUCAGAUUGAAAGAAGAAAUUUUCUGUUAAAAAGAAAAGCAGCCAUAAAAAUUCAGUCAUAUUUUAGAAGAUGGAAAGGAAAAAAAGUUGCAGAAAAAUUAAAAAAUCAAAUAGAACAAAAAUUGAUUAAUGAAAAUGUUUUAAAUAAAAAUAAUGCUUAUAAAUAUUUAAUUAAAUCAGUAAAUAAAAAUACUAAUUGUAAAACAGUUAAAGAUAAUGAAAAGACAAAAUUAGAGUUUGAGGAAGAUUAUGUAAAAAUUCCAAAUACGCAAGACAUUUUUCCAAUUAAUCAAAUACCAAUUGAAGAUUUUGCCAAAAAAUAUAUUAAAUAUCAUCAACUUGGAGUAAAAAGAGAAGCAAUAAUUUCACCAUUUUUAGAAAAAGAUAAUGAAAAUGAUUAUUGUGAAUCACUAAAAAUAUUUAAAUUAAUUCUUGAAUAUAUUCUUUCAGAAGAUAAUGAUACUACAUUAAUUAAUAGUAUAACUGAAAUUGGUAUAAAUAAUACAAAAUUAAGAGAUGAAAUUUAUAUACAAUUACUUAAUCAAACUUAUAAUAAUGUUUCAAAAAAAGAAAAUGAUAGAAUAUUGAUAUUAUUUCUUGUUAUAUUAAAUUCAUUUUUACCAUCAAAUAUUCUUUUUUCUGUUUUAAAAGAUUAUUUUAUUUCACAAAAACAAUCUAUACAAAUAUUACUUAAUGAAACAUUUUAUCGUCAUUUAUCAAUAAGUCAACAACAAUCUUUUUGUCGAAAGUAUCCAUCUAUUACAACAUAUGAAAUGAUUGCAUUUACCAAAAAACAACCAUUGUGUAUUAAAAUUAAUAUUAAUAAGAUAUUCGUAAUAUCAGUACAAAUUGAUAGUUUAAGUACAAUAAAAGAAAUCAUUAAAUGUUGUUUAGAAAAAGUAAAUUUAUGUAAUAUUAAUGGAUGGAAUAUUGAUAUGGAAAUAGUAAAAAACAAAUUACUAAUAAAACUAGAAGAGAAAGAUUAUCUUUUUGAUAUUAUUUAUAUGAUAGAAAAUGGAAUGAUUGACAUUAUUAAAGAGGUAAAAUUUACCUAUCCAACAAAUAUUAAACGUUUAAAAAAUGAAAAAGAAUCAUUAAAUAGUUUGGAAGAACAAUUAGUAGAUAAAAAAAAUAAGGUUAUUAUAAAUGAGCAGACAAAUGAUAAUAAUAUAAAGCAAGUUUUAAAAACCAAUGAUUUAAUAUUAUCACCAAGAACAUUAAGAAGAAUAUAUAUAUUUGAUUCAAAUGACUUAUCAAAAAAUACUGGAAAUGAGAGAGAAAAAACUUUUGAUGACAAUAAUAAUAAUAGUGAUAUUAAUUUAUCUGUCAAUCAAUUAAUAGAAGAAAAUAAUGAAUCUUUUUCAAAAUUUGAUGAAAAUGGUAAUGAUAUGGAAUAUUUUAAUGUUCCAAAAAAAUCAACAGAAAAAGAAAUUUACUCUUCAUUAAGAUACAUGCCUAUUAUGGAAGUUGAUGAUGAUGUUCAAGAUAUGAUUGACAAUAUAUUUCAAGAUGCAAUUUCAGAGAAUAAAGAUAAUAAUUUAAUAAAAUCAUCAAUUGAGAAAACAUUAAUAAAAAAUAUUCAAGGUGGUUUGAUUAAAGAAAAUAAUAAUGAAGAAUAUACUUAUAUACCUUAUAAAGAACAUUAUGAAGGUUUUUAUGAUUUAGAAACAUCUUCAUCAUUGAAUAAUAUGUCAAAAUCACAGAAUACUUUACAUUAUGAUACAAAUAAUACUAAUAAUAAUUCAAGUAUGCCUAUAAAUAAUAUGGAACUUAAAAAAUUAAUAUGUUUAGGAGAAGUAGAAUCAUCAAUAUGUGGUAAUAAUAUAAAAAUAAAAACAUCAGAAAAUAUAAAAUCAAAGGAUGCAAUAGUUAUAUCAUCAAAUUUAUAUAAUAUAACAUUAAGAAAAGAAUUAUUUUAUCCUCAUGAAAUACCAGAUAAGUAUGAAAUUGAUUUGAUUUAUCUUCAAAUAAUUAAUGAUUGCAAAGAAAAUAAUCCAUAUCGUAUUGAAAAAAAAGAAAGAGAUAGUAUAAAUAAAAUAUUAAGAUACAACAAAAUAUCUUUAUAUGAUAUUAAUGAACCUGAAAAAAUACCUUUGAAAGUAAAAGAUGAUAUUGUUAAUUGUGCUCGUGGAUGGCCAUUAUACUUUAGCAAAAUAUUUUUUGUAACAAAAAUUAAUGAUGAUAAUUUUCAAAAAUGUCAACUUAGAUUAUCAGAAAAAAGUGUCUAUGUUGUGGAAGUUGAUUUAAAUUCAAGAACAAAUCCAUAUACCAUUAUUGAUACUAUUUUUUAUGAUGAAAUUUGUGAUACAUAUCUUGAAGAUGAAAAUAUUUUUUAUAUCUAUUUAUAUAAUAAUUCACAUUUUAAAUUUUUAACAUUAGAAAAAAGUGAAGAAAUCAAAAGCAUUAUAAAUAAAUUUUUAAAUCCUAUCCUUGAGAAACCAAUAUACCUUCAUGCUAUUGCACCAUUUUUAAGUAAUAAUAUUGAAUUAUUAUCAUUUAAUAAAGGUGAUCAAAUUCAAGUAAUAAAUGAUAAUUAUUAUCAUAAAAGUACUAUACCAAAUUAUAGAAAUGGAUGGUUAUUUGGUAAGUGUAAUAACUCUGUAGGUUGGUUUUCAACAGACUAUGUCUCAAUGACAUUAACAGAGGAUGGCUUCUAUGUAACGCCUUAUUUUGAUCACCAACAAGUAAGUUUUUCAUUUUUAAACAUAUAA